AUGACGGAAACUGGCCGGGGACUCGUCUGGAAGGGGCGAGACGAGGGCGGUCCCGUCGCGCGUCACGAUGACUUCCGCUCCUGCGCCGCGGGCCUUCGCGAAUUUAUGCCCUCCGUGCUCUGGGGCCCGGUGACAGGGAGCUCCCUCCACCGGAAAGGGUGGACGAAGCGAGCUGCCUCAUCCGGCGGUCUGUGUCACAUCGGCCGCGGAACGCUGGUACUAGGUUUCCUGAGGCGGAGGGUCAGGCAGCCGAGUGCAGCGCACUGAGGGUCGUGACCGUCCAGAUCCUCGACGGAUCGGUCGCCCCUGCAGUUGUCCAGAGGCUAUCGCUUGCAGAGAGCGAGUAUCCUGUGCGGCCAGCUUGCGAAGAUAUGGAUCAGAAACUUCCCCAGUUGAUAGAGGAGCUCACAACUUCAGGAGAAUCCCAACUGAAUGCUCAGAAAAUGAAGGAACUGAAGAAAAUUUGCAAGUCUUCCGAGGAGCAGCUGAGCCAUGCCUACCACCUGCUGAAGACACAGCUGACCCAGGACCAUGCUGAGAUCCGCCUCUCAGCCUUCCAGAUUGUGGAUGCGCUCUUCACCAGGUCUCACCAGUUCAGAGUGCUGCUCGUUUCUGACUUCCAGGAAUUCCUAGAGCUCACACUGGGCACAGAUAAUGACAAUCCCCUGCCACCCCCACGGGAGGCAGCCCAGAGGCUAAAGCAGGCAGCCAUGCAGGCUGUGGAAGGUUGGAAUGAGAAGUUCGGGGAGGCCUAUAAGAAGCUAGCCUUGGGCUACCACUUCCUAAAGCACACCAAAAAGGUGGAUUUUCGGGAUGUUGAUGCUAGGACUGUGGCAGAAAGGAAGCGUGAAGAGGAGAAGCAGAAACACCUGGAUAGAAUCCACAGAGAAAGUGCUGAGCGGGCUAAGAGGGAGAUGGAAGAAAUGUCUGAUGAAAUCCGAUCCUGCCUGACGGAAGUGGAGAACUGCUUUAAGCUGCUGGUGCCCUUGGACUUGGGCCCAUACCCAGAGGAUAAAUUCUUUGCUGAGGCAUCUGGCAUAACAGAGGGCCAUGUUCCUUGCACCUUGAACCCAGACUUGGCAACUUCUUGUGAGUCUGGUCUCCCUGGAUCCCAGAAUGAAGAGCAGCCAUGCUGUAGCAAGGACCUGGUUGCCUCUGCAUACCAUGUAGGGUCUGUUGUCAGUCUGAAGACACUAGCCCAAACAGCUGAGGAAGACCCCUCCAGGGACGAGGAUGAGCACAGUGACCCAGAGGAGUUCCUGAGGAGCCAUGGGCUGGGAUCCCACAAGUACACACUGGACGUGGAACUCCCCUCAGAUGGUCUGAAGGUGCAAGAGAAUGAGGACAACCUGGCUGUCCUCCAUGCUGCUCGAGACUCACUCAAACUCAUUCAGAACAAGUUUCUGCCAACUGUGUGCUCCUGGGUCCAGCGGUUUACCCGUGCAGGAAUCUACAGUGGACACUUAAAACAGGCCAUUGACCUGAAAAUGGAAUUGGAACUUGCUCUGAAGAAAUAUGAGGAACUGAAUAUCCAGCCUGAGAAAGGGCAGAGGAGCAGGACAGAAGCCCUGGAGGACAGCGAGGAUGAGGAUCAGGACUUCGUGGACGUCCCAGAGAAGGAGGGUUAUGAACCUCGAAUCCCUGACCACCUCCGGGCUGAAUAUGGGCUGGAGCCAAAGGCCUCACUGAAGACUCUAGAGAAAGGUACAGCUGUGUGCAGCUUACAGGAGAGGACAAGGAUGAGAAAGGAAGAGGAGGCAUCAGACCCCACCUCUGCAGCUGCCCAGCUGUUGCGGCUCCAGGACUGCCUGCCAUCCACCUCACCCUCCUCUGCCAGGUUACUUCUGGGGCCAGAGGAAGCCCAGAAGCAGGCAGAGCGGGCCCGAGCACCCAUUGUACCCUUUGGAGUGGACCUGUGUUACUGGGGCCAGGAGAAACUAACAGCUGGGAAGAUCCUUAAAUCUGACUCUCAACACCGCUUCUGGAAACCCAGCGAGGUGGAGGAGGAGGUGGACAGCGCCCACGUCUCUGAGAUGCUCCAUAGCCGACACAUCACCUUUGCAGGGAAGUUUGAGCCCGUGCAGCACCAGUGCCGGGCCCGGAAGCCUAAUGGCAGGCUCUGCGAGCGCCAGGAUCGGCUGAAGUGCCCAUUCCAUGGGAAGAUCAUCCCCAGAGAUGACAAGGGGCAGCCCCUCAACCCAGAGGACAGAGCCCGUGAACAAAGGCAGCAGCUUCAGCAGCAGCAGGCGCAUCCAGAUUGGCAGGACCCUGAGUUUAUGAAGGACGUGGAGGCAGCCACAGGGGUGGACCUCGGCUCAUCCAGGUAUAGCAAGAAGGGCAAAGGGAAAAAGAAGAAGCACCCCAACCUCACCGACCUGCGAGAGCGUGCCAACACCUCCCGGGCCCGCCUGGAGAAGAAGGUCUUUGCCAAGGCAGCCGUGCAGAGAGUAGUUGCUGCCAUGAACCAGAUGGACCAGAAGAAACAUGAGAAGUUUGCAAACCAGUUUAAUUAUGCACUGAAUUAAAAGAGUGUGGGAUGAAUGUGCUGGGGUCCCCUUUGGCCAUCAGCUCUUUUCUUUUCACCAGCUAACUAGGAGAAUAGGGUCAGGUCUGGUUAGAUCAGAACUUGCUUUUUAUGUAUGUAAAUAACAAUGGAAAAUGGUGCAUUACAAUACUCUCCAGUAGGCCAGGAAAUUUAGCUUAGUGGUAAGACCAAGGUUUGGUUUCCAACAAUUUGGACCAUGCAUAUGGCACCAUACCUAUAAUCCCAGCACUUGGGGACAUAAACAGGACUGUGAGUUCUAGGCCAGUAUGGAUUACAGAGCAAGGCUGCUUGAAAAACAACAAAAAGCAGUAUGAGGUGAUGCACACCUAUAAUCCUAGCACUUAGGAGGCAGAGCAGGAGAAUCAACCCAAGUUAAAAACUAGCCUAGUAUAUAUAGUAAGUUACAGGCCAGCCAGACUUUGUAAGGAGAGUGUGUUUCCCAGGGGGUGGGGGGGUAGUGGUGGGGGGAGCCCUCAGGAUAGCCUACCGCAUUGGAGUCGGGGUAAAGGCAGGCACCCCAUCUGGUUGCGGGUCAAGCCUUGGGCAAUAAGUGUGUCCCCAUUAGGGCUAUGUACUUUAUGAUGGCUUUAGAAACCCACUCUUUCAUGCACAUGCUGUUUAAUACAGAUACACAACUCCUAGCCCAGAAUUCUGUGGAAUGGCUCUCUUGAGCCCUAACUCACAUAUCGUGCCGCCCGCUAGUACAUACACAGAUGUAUAACCAAUGACACUAUCUGCUUCCAGAACUUUAUCACCCUAGGAUGAACUGCCUGCCACCCACCCCUAAGCCCCCUUUCUGUUUCAGGAUUUGUGUUUUCUAGAAUAAUUGGGUCUGUGGCUUUUUGUUUUGUUUUGUUUGAGAUGUGGUCUCUUAAUGUAGUUCUGACAUUCCUGGAGCUCAGUAUGUAGAUGAGGCUGGUCUUGAACUCACAGAGAUACUCCUGCCUCUGCCUCCUGAGUGCUGGGAUUAAAGGCGUGCGCCACCA
Molecule: messenger RNA, 3531 nt
Organism: Peromyscus eremicus (cactus mouse)
Lineage: Eukaryota; Metazoa; Chordata; Mammalia; Rodentia; Cricetidae
Gene: Uvssa
Product: UV stimulated scaffold protein A
Exons: 14
Coding region: 372-2525 (717 amino acids)
Biological process (GO): response to UV; transcription-coupled nucleotide-excision repair
Cellular component (GO): chromosome
Molecular function (GO): RNA polymerase II complex binding
Source: RefSeq, a predicted model, not a curated record